Molecule: messenger RNA, 2064 nt
Organism: Anopheles arabiensis
Lineage: Eukaryota; Metazoa; Arthropoda; Insecta; Diptera; Culicidae
Exons: 2
Coding region: 333-1649 (438 amino acids)
Biological process (GO): apoptotic DNA fragmentation
Cellular component (GO): nucleus; mitochondrial inner membrane
Molecular function (GO): single-stranded DNA endonuclease activity; nucleic acid binding; RNA endonuclease activity
Source: RefSeq, a predicted model, not a curated record
CUAUCAGAGCUUCCUAUUUCCAUUCCAAGUUCCACGCCAGCCAACCACAUCGACCAUUCCGACCACAAAGCCAGUCUUCUUCAAGAACCCCGCAAACAGCUGAUCGCGAUUGCGCUUCGUUCCGUUGCGAUAAGUUCCGUUAUCUCGCGUGCUGGCCGAAUCUCUCUGAAGACGUCCAUUGUGCGUUGGUCGGGUUUUUUGAGAGAGCGCCCCACUCCCGUUAAACAGCUGUUUGCCCAUUCUAACGCGGGUUGUUCAACUUCAUUCACCGCGGAGAGCUGCUGGUGAGUGGAAGCAGCCAGAGAACGAAAAGAAAGCAGAAAACAAAAACCAUGCGACAAAGUGUGAAUUCAGUGCUGAUGCUGCUGCUGCUGCUCCUGAUAGCUGGGAGAGAUGUACGAUCGCGUAUGUAUAUCCAGAGUUCGACGGAGGGAAUUACCGAGCUUCUCUCGCUGGUGGAGAAAGACAUCCCCGCUGAGGAUGAUUCUGCUGCCUGUACGAUAUCUCUAAGCCGUGAUCUAACGGUCAUGCAGCCUCUGUUGCUCCAACCAGGCACCGACGAGUUUGUGUGGCCACAGCUCAACAGCACCGUUGUCACCCUCGCCAAUGGCCAAUCGGUGGAGCUGUUCUGUUCGCACGGCUUUCGCAAGGGCUCUCCUGCGGGUCGCUCCAAAUCAGCCACCAUCACCUGCGACGGCGACGGUAGGUUUGGUUAUCGAUCGGAGGCGCAUAACAUGUCGCACUUUCUCUGCCAGCGACCUGUUUAUCACGUAGCCGAGCGUACCGGUGCCCAUUGCUACGACAAUGGGACGAUUGUGCGCGUCGGUUUUAGCGUUGACGAGGCCCGGUUUGCCGCGCUGUACGAGGUGUGCUUCGACGAGAGGAACCUGCGCACGCAUUACACCAAACACCGGCUAACGCCCCACAACGACCAUCAUCAGCGAGCGGUAAAGCGGCCCUCCUUUCUGCAGGGUGAAUUCUACGGCGACUUAAAGAUGGCCACUCUGUACAGCUUCGCAGCGCAGCACGCAACACUGGCCCGCAUUCUGAGCUCGCCGGCCCGUGCCGAUGCGCUGUUAAGUAGCAAGAAGGGGCUGUUCUUUGCCCGCGGCCACCUGGCCGCCAAGUCGGACUUUGUGUUCGGUGCGCACCAGCGUGCCUCGUUUUGGUUCAUGAACGUGGCGCCUCAGUGGCAACGGUUCAACGGUUUCAGCUGGCAGCGCAUCGAGACGGGCGUGAAGGCGUACGUGGCGGCGAACGAUCUCCGGCUGACCGUGUACACCGGCACGUACGGAGUGCUGAAGCUGCUGGACGGGAAUGGGGAUGGGCAGGAGAUCUUCCUCGACUACGAUGCGAACCGUGAGCCGGCGGGCAAGGUGCCAGCACCGGCCCUGUUCUACAAAGUGCUGCUGGACGAGGCGAAUGAUGCAGGGCUGGCACUGGUCGGUGUGAACAAUCCGCACGCAACACCGGAAGAGAUCGCUGCCGACUAUGUGGUGUGUAAGGACGUUAGUGAUGCGGUACGGUGGUUAAGGUGGGAUCGUAACUCGAUCGAGGAUGGGUAUGUGUAUGCGUGCGAUGUGAACGAGUUCAAUGCAGUUACGGGCCAUUUGGUGCUCGAGCGGCCAGUGAGCAACUUGUUGGUGUAAUGUACCAAUCCAAGGAGGUGUUUAUUAAACAAUAUUUAGGUACUGAAAGUGAGAUUAAGAAACGAUAAAAGAAAAUUAUAUAGAAAAUUAGGAAAAUCAGAAAAUGUUUGAAAAAGAAGAUUUGUUGAAGGGUUCUGAGUGAGUCGACAUAACACAUAACUAAUAUGUCGACUUUUUCAAAUGAAGAGUAUUUUAGUCGGGCAAAUUGCCUACAUCAAGGCGUCUUUUUUCAUGGUCGAAAGUUUCUUAGUAAGUUCUGCAUCUUAGCUGUUCAUCUGAGUAGCAAUUUCAAGUUUGGAUUUAAAAGUUUCGUGGAAAUUAUACUUAAAACAAUAAUUCAAAAACGGUUAAAGGUUUCAAAUUGACGCUAUACAGGCACAGGACACUAACCUAUUACGGCUUUAGGACAUAACGA